Molecule: messenger RNA, 2212 nt
Organism: Apis cerana (Asiatic honeybee)
Lineage: Eukaryota; Metazoa; Arthropoda; Insecta; Hymenoptera; Apidae
Gene: ScsbetaA
Product: Succinyl-coenzyme A synthetase beta subunit, ADP-forming
Biological process (GO): tricarboxylic acid cycle; succinyl-CoA metabolic process
Cellular component (GO): mitochondrion; succinate-CoA ligase complex
Molecular function (GO): ATP binding; metal ion binding; succinate-CoA ligase (ADP-forming) activity
Source: RefSeq, a predicted model, not a curated record
UGGCGGUAUUAUGAGAUGCGACAUAAUCGCACAAGGUAUUAUUGCUGCAUCCAAAGAAUUACAGAUAAAAGUGCCAAUAGUUGUAAGACUACAGUAAAUAUCAAGAAAGGUGGGGACACGAAGGCGCAAGUUACAUUUCGCAGUCCAUUGCCAUUAUUUAGUAAGAUGGCUACUAUGUUGUCUCGGACUAUCUCACUCGUUGAAAAUCUUACCCGAUUUAAUGGAUCGAAGAUAUUGGGAUGUAAAAUCAACUUAGUAAAACAAGUGAGGAAUUUAAAUGUUCAUGAACAUAUCAGUUAUAGUUUAUUGAAUGAAGCUGGAGUUCCAACUCCUAAAUUUGGAGUUGCAAAAACUCCAGAUGAAGCAGCAAAACUUGCUGCUGACUUAAAAUCUAAAGAUAUUGUUUUAAAAGCACAAGUUUUAGCUGGUGGCAGAGGAAAAGGACAUUUUAAGGGAACUAAUAUAAGUGGUGUGAAGAUGUGUGAAACACCAGAAGAAGCCAAAAAAUUAGCCAGUCAAAUGUUAGGUAAAUUACUAAUUACUAAACAGACAGGCGAAGCAGGUAGAAUAUGCAAUGCAGUAAUGGUAACACAACGCAUGUUUCCUCGUAAAGAAUAUUAUCUUGCUGUCAUGAUGGAAAGAGCUUUUGGUGGUCCAGUUAUAAUAGCUUCAAGUCAAGGUGGUGUAAAUAUUGAAGAAGUUGCUGCAACAAAUCCCAGUGCUAUUAUGUAUGAACCUAUUGAUAUUUAUAAGGGUAUUACAAAAGAUCAAGCAGAACGUAUUGCUAUUAAACUUGGACUUCAAAAUGUUAAAGAUUAUAUUUCUAAUAUCAUUGUGAAUUUAUAUCAAAUGUUUCUUAAAAAAGAUGCUCUUUUGCUAGAAGUAAAUCCUUUGGCAGAAGAUGUUAAUGGACAAUAUUUUGCUUUGGAUUGCAAAUGCAGAUUUGAUGAUAAUGCUGAAUUUAGGCAAAAAGAAUUAUUUUCUUUGAGAGAUUGGACUCAAGAAGAUACCAAAGAAGUUGAAGCUGCUAAAUAUGAUUUAAAUUAUAUUGCACUUGAUGGCAAUAUUGGUUGUAUGGUAAAUGGAGCUGGUUUAGCCAUGGCUACUAUGGAUAUUAUAAAAUUACAUGGAGGAGAACCAGCUAAUUUCUUAGAUGUAGGUGGUGGUGCAUCUACGUCUGCUGUGAAAGAAGCAUUUAAAAUAAUUACAUCUGAUUCACGAGUUCAUGCUCUUUUAGUCAAUAUAUUUGGUGGAAUUAUGAGAUGUGAUGUUAUUGCAGAAGGAAUCAUUGCUGCAACAAAAGAACUUAGCUUGAAAAUUCCUGUUGUUGUUCGAUUACAGGGUACAAAUGUAGAUGAAGCAAAAGCUCUUAUCGCGAAUGCAGGUUUAAAAAUUGUACCAAUUGAUGAUUUGGAUGAAGCUGCUCGAGUUGCAGUUAAAUUAUCAACGAUUGUCAAAUUGGCACAAUCUGAAAAUCUUAGCGUUAAUUUCGAAAUACCUUCAAUUUCAUAAAUUUAGUAAAAAUUAUAAUUUGCAUAUUAUGAAAAAAACUACGAGAAUAUAUUUAUAGUACUAAAUGUUUGAAACAAUAUUUGAAAGUAAUAAUUAGAUUAAUAAUUUCAAAUUAUUAUGUGCUUUUUAGAAUCAUAUUUAAUUAUUUCAUAUAUUUCUAUUAUAAGUACAGUGAAAAAAAAAUUAUUGAAAUUUUCUCUUACUCAAUAUUUGCAAUAUUUUUAUCUUCUUUAAAAAAAGAAAAAGAAAAAAAUGAUAUAUUAUAAUUUUAAAUAUUGCAUACCAGAUUAUCUAUUCAAAAUUAAUAUUAUUUAUUUCUCAAUGCAAGCACAAAUUUUUUUUCAAAAAAUAUAUGAACUUCUUUAAAAAUAUAAUUUAUUACUUACCCAAUUAAUGGGUUUCUGUGAUUCAGUAUUAAAAUUAAGUUACAUAAUGUAUAUUAAUUGAUAUAAUCAUAUUUUUUGCAUGAAAGUGUACUUUACAUUCUUUCAUAUAAAAGUCAUAUUGAUAUUAACAAAAUAUAUAUCUAAAAAUAAAUCCUUUUAUAUAAUCAUCCACAAAAAAUUAUUAUUGAAAUAUUAUAUGAGAUAUGAUUAUUAUAUCUCAUUUAAUAGAAAAAAAAGGGCCUGUUAUGUAAUAUAGAUACAUGUAGUUAUAUAUACAUAUAUAUAUAUAUAUAAAUUAUUUUAUGUAAUUUUAA